Messenger RNA from Pipistrellus kuhlii (Kuhl's pipistrelle), 1885 nucleotides. RefSeq names its product TUB like protein 1 (gene TULP1). The transcript is spliced from 14 exons. Gene Ontology annotation, biological process: protein localization to cilium. Gene Ontology annotation, molecular function: actin filament binding. Lineage: Eukaryota; Metazoa; Chordata; Mammalia; Chiroptera; Vespertilionidae. The coding region runs from base 37 to 1572 and encodes 511 amino acids. The record is from RefSeq and is a predicted model, not a curated record. Gene Ontology annotation, cellular component: cilium.
GGGUGCGGGGUGCAGAGGGUGCUGGCGGCGGGGGCGAUGCCGCUGCGGGACGAAGCCCUCCGGGAGGUGUGGGCCUCGGACAGCGGACAGGAGAGCGGGAGCCCCGAGGUGCGGCGGCGCCCCCCGCAGCGACCCGCCCGGGGCCCGAAGCUGAAGGAGAGGCCGGCGGCCCCCGAGCCCCCCGCGCCCCGGAGGCCGGGCGGCGGGCGGGGGGCCGAGCCCGGGGGCCGGCAGGCCGCGCGGAGGCGGAGGCCGCCCCCCCAGCCCGACUUCGCCAAGUUCCUGCGGGACCCCGAGGCCCGGCGCGACCCCCGAGACGCCUUCCUGGUGGCCCGAGCGCGCGGGGCGGGUGAGAGGCGGGGGCGGGGGGAGGUUAGAGGGCAGCACGGUCCUGCGGACCGCCUCACCCGCCCUUCAUUUCCAGGGGCCCCGGGCAGCCCCGUGCCCCCACCGAAGGCCCUGCGGGCGAAGAAGAAGGUGCCGGCGGGCGGAGGGGCCCGGCCGAGGAGGACCAGGAGGAAAGGGGCUGGGGCAGGCGGCACGGACCCCCCGGAGCCCGGGGCGAGCUCGGCGGGGGCGCGGAAGGCCCCGGAGGCCCUGUUCCUGGUGGCGGACGAAGGCCCGGCGGGGACCGCUCUGAGGAAGAGAGGUGCUCCCAAAGUCCCGGAGGAGGAGCGGAAGGAGGAAGAGGGGGAGGAGGGAGACGCGGCGGCUGUGGCAGCCAAGAACAGCAACCAGAAGGGCAAAGCGAAAGGAAAAGGCAAAAAGAAAGCGAAGGAGGAGCGGGCCGCGUCCCCGCCCGUGGAGGUGGGCGAGCCGCGGGAGUUCGUGCUGCGGCCGGCCCCGCAGGGCAGGACCGUGCGCUGCCGGCUGACGCGGGACAAGAGGGGCGUGGACCGCGGCCUGUACCCCUCCUACUUCCUGCACCUGGACGCCGAGAGGAAGGUGUUCCUCUUGGCGGGCAGGAAGCGGAAACGGAGCAAGACGGCCAACUACCUCAUGUCCAGCGACCCCACCAAUCUGUCCCGAGGAGGGGAGAAUUUUGUGGGGAAGCUGAGGUCCAACCUCCUGGGGAACCGCUUCACCGUCUUUGACAACGGGCAGAACCCGCACCGCGGCGGGGGCGACGUGGGGAGCCUCCGGCAGGAGCUGGCGGCUGUGAUUUAUGAAACUAACGUGCUGGGCUUCCGAGGUCCGCGGCGCAUGACAGUCAUCAUUCCGGGCAUGAAUUCGGACAACGAGAGGGUCCCCAUCCGGCCCCGAAACGCCAGCGAUGGGCUGCUGGUGCGCUGGCAGAACAAGACUCUGGAGAGCCUCAUUGAGCUGCACAACAAGCCCCCGAUCUGGAACGAAGCCACAGGCUCCUACACCCUCAACUUCCAAGGCAGAGUCACGCAGGCCUCGGUGAAGAACUUCCAGAUUGUGCACGCCGAUGACCCGGACUACAUCGUGCUGCAGUUCGGCCGCGUGGCGGAGGACGCCUUCACCCUGGACUACCGCUACCCGCUGUGCGCCCUGCAGGCCUUCGCCAUCGCCCUCUCCAGCUUCGACGGGAAGCUGGCCUGCGAGUGACCCAGCGGCCCCCCAAGUCCCAGAGCCGCCGCCGCGGCUGGGAAGGACUGGGGGGGGGGGGGCUUCGGGGUCCCCUCACCAAAGGCCCCGCUGCUCCUUUGCCAGGAGCGGACCCCGGUCUCCAGGUGACCUCCAUCCUCUCCGCCGGCACCGGCCCAGCGGGGGAGGCGCGCAAACGGCGGCCGAGGCAGAUGAGGAACAUCUGGAGCCGGAGCCGCACAUCUGGUCGCAGGGCUAGCCGGACCGCCACACACUAACACACACACACACUCACACUCACACACACACUCACACUCAUUCACACUCACACAGA